Fukomys damarensis (Damara mole-rat) is the source of this 1086-nucleotide messenger RNA. RefSeq names its product phospholipid scramblase 1. The transcript is spliced from 10 exons. Gene Ontology annotation, molecular function: phospholipid scramblase activity. Gene Ontology annotation, biological process: plasma membrane phospholipid scrambling. Bases 124 to 993 code for a protein of 289 amino acids. The record is from RefSeq and is a predicted model, not a curated record. Lineage: Eukaryota; Metazoa; Chordata; Mammalia; Rodentia; Bathyergidae. Gene Ontology annotation, cellular component: plasma membrane.
GUGCAUUCCACGGUCAGGUUGCUGGAGUUUGAAUCUUGCCUCUAUUACUUUCUUCAACUUGUUUUAUCUCUGAAAUUGUGUAACACAAGUGAUACAAGAUUUAAGACUUAAGCGUACUAAUACAUGCAAAUGGAUAUUCCUCCUCCAGAAACAACUGUGCCAGUUGGACAUCCCCUUAACUGUCCACCAUCAACAGAACAAGACAUGCAAAUGGAUAUUCCUCACCCAGAAUCAAAUUUGCCAACUCAACCGCCUCCUUACUGUCCCCCACCAGCACCACCAGGAAUACACUGGAUGCCAAUGCUACCACCUUCACUGAACUGCCCACCUGGACUGGAAUAUUUAAGUCAGAUAGAUCUGGCUCUGGUUCACCAGAGAAUUGAACUUCUGGAAAUCUUAAUAGGCAUUGAAACUAAUAACAAAUAUGAAAUUAAGAACAGACUAGGACAGAAAGUUUACUUGGCAGUGGAAGAUACUAAUAUAUUAAUCCAAAAUUUCUGUGGAAAAUAUAGGCCUUUUACUCUGAGGAUUCUUGAUAAUUUGGGCCGAGAAGUCAUAACUAUGGAGAGACCACUGAGAUGUAACCUCUGCUGUUUCCCAUGUUGCCUUCAGGAGGUCAAAAUCCAGGCUCCUCCUGGUGUUCCAAUAGGUUAUGUUAUUCAGAAGUGGGACCUCUUCAAGCAGAAGUUUACUGUUCAAAAUGAAGAGCGAAAGGAUAUACUAAAAAUUGUUGGCAUUUGUGUUACAUGGACAUUUUGUUCAGAUAUUGAUUUUAAGAUUACAUCACUUGAUGAAAAAUCUGUAGUUGGCAAGAUUUCUAAGCACUGGGCUGGCUUUAUCCGAGAGAUAUUCACAGAUGCUGAUAACUUUGGGACCCAGUUUCCUGCAGACCUUGACGUGAAGAUGAAAGCUGUGAUGCUUGGUGCAUGUUUCCUCAUCGACUUCAUAUAUUUUGAAAAGAAGAAUUGUGGAUGUCUCUUUAAGUGGAUUUAAACUACAACUGAUCCACACAGUUUCUUUUCUUCAACUCUGCAAAGAAGAUUUGUUAGAAACCCACACAGUACAAUCAGAGACUAAGUUCAAAUA